AUGAAAAAGUUCGGGAUUGAGCAGAAAUAUUUAGCAUCAUUACCCGCAGCGCAGCGCAGCUCAGCGCAGCAUUGUAGUUAUGUUACAGUGGCAAUUGCAAAACACAUAACCUGCCUCUUCGUAAUUGCUUUGUGUCUUAGCAAUGCUUGCGCUGACGAUGAUAGUUCGAAAGAAACGAAUGAAGUCAUACCGCGUGAGGCCAUACAAAAAUUGGACUACUCGGUGAGACAAGCUUUACUACGUGCCAUAGAUAAACUAGAAAAAGAAGCAGCAACAGAAGAAAUCCUAGAAGAAUCCACUACCACAAUACCAACCCUGGUGACCAGCAUUGCCAGCACUAUUUCAACCAACACUACACAAGCCAAUGAAGAAGUACUAGAGGAAAGCACAAAUGCCUCUGAUGUGGUACCAACUGUACAAUUCUACACUGCAGUUUUAGACGAGAAAAAUGCGCCAGAACAAUUAUUAUCCUCUUUCAUAGAUAGUUCAAAAAUUUUUAAACAAACUAAUAAAAAAGGCAUACAAAAUUUAGGUUCACCAACAGUUGUUGCUGAUCUAGAAGCCACAGCUGAAGAUAGUCGGCAAGCAGCACGCAGCGUUGGCACUGCUUUGCGUUCAAAUGAAAUAUCGAGCGAUAAAAAUGCUGAAGUUAAAUUUGAAAUACGUAAAACUAAAAAUAAUUCAAUAACCUCAAGUACCACUACUACAACUACAACAACACUACCACGUACGACAAGGCGACGUCCUACUACUACGACUACGACAACGACAACUACCACCACACCACGUCCAACACACAAUGAAGACGGUGAAAAUAUUGAAUUGGUAGAUAAGAACGAUAUACGCAUACAGGAAGCGCCACUUGUCACGGCCUUUACUGUAGACUUAGACGAACGUGGCUCAGCUAAAAAAGUUAUCCCAAUCGUACAUCCUAUUCCCACACCAACAGCAGAGACCACAUUACGCAGUGCUGAUAUAUUUUCAGUUCACACUGGUCCAACAAUAUCUAAAUUUAAUGUUUUACCCGGGGGCCCACAAAGUGCUGCGUUAAGUUCAGCCCACAAUUUGUUGUCAGCUCCAUUGCCCACACAAUCUACCCAAGUGACGACUGCAGCUAAUAUUUUACUCAACGCAAUUCCAACAUCAAGUUUUGAAGCUAAUCCAUCAGCACAAACAGCAGUACAAAAUCCAAAUGAACCAUCGAAUUUUAACAAUCUACUCAUUGAGAAGCAACGCCAAUUGGAAUUGCAGAUAUACCAGCUUAAACUGCAAGCACAACAGCAGCAGGAACUCAUCUAUCGCCAGUUGAAAUUAUUAGAAGAACAAUCAAAGUUCGGUGGAGCACCACGUCAAGCAGUCACCAUCAACUCACAGCCAAGCAAUAUACAAAGUCAACAAUUACCAAUUCCUUCAAUACAAACACUGCCACUGCAACAAGAGCAGCCCACACAACAACCAUCCUUCACCAUAAGUCCAUCUGUGGAGUUUUUAGCAAGUUCACAAACCAAAACAAUACCAUUGCAUCAAACUUAUCCACUUGAGCAACAAUUGCCACUGCAUGAUGUUGCCAAUAAAUUCAGUAAUGUAUUACCAAGAGGAAACAGCAACAACAACAACAACAACAACAACAAUCUCAACAAUAAUAACAAUCUAACGCCCAAUACUUUCCUUACACAACAACAACUACCGAUAAACGAUCCAAUACAACAUGUUUUUCAAAAUUUACAAAAAACACUUUUUAAUCAAAAUCAACCAAAUUCACCAAAAAUUCAACCAUCAAAUCAGUUUAGCUUUCAACCAUUGGAACUAAAUGCCUUCCAAGUGCCACCUCAACAUAGUUUCCAAAUAUUUCAACCAUCACAAGUUCUACCAAAUUAUGUUACCAAUGCUAUACAAAAAACUCAGCAGCAGCAACAACAACAACAACAGUCACAACAACAACAACAACAACAAGACAAUCGUUCACGUUUCUUCCGUCAAGAAGAAGGCACGGGUAAUUUUGGUCUAAACCAAGUACAAAUACAAAAAAGUAAUUCAUUUGCUGCAGUAUUGCCAACAGCGUUGCACAACCAACAGCAACAAUUGUUGCAACAAAAUAUAGCAAAUCAAAAUUUCUAUAGGCAACAUUUGGAGCCACACUUAAGCAAUCAAUUGCAACAAAACGCACAACAAUUCUAUCAGCAACAACAACAGCAGCAGCAGCAGCAGAAAUCCCCCACAGGUAAUAAUUUUAGUUUAAACAAAUUCCGUCAUAGUCCAUUAAGUAAUAGAAAUAAUUUUGAAGAAUUUAGAAUAAUAAGUAAAAUUCUAGCACUUAACCAUGGCAUUAAAAACUUUUCAGCACAAAAUCUACAUUUCAAUGGCGGAUUCUGA
This is a messenger RNA of Teleopsis dalmanni, 2373 nucleotides long. RefSeq names its product myb-like protein AA. The coding region runs from base 1 to 2373 and encodes 790 amino acids. The transcript has 5 exons. The record is from RefSeq and is a predicted model, not a curated record. NCBI's taxonomy places the organism in Eukaryota, Metazoa, Arthropoda, Insecta, Diptera, Diopsidae.